AUGCCUGCGUGCUCUACCGGGGCGCCGUACAGCAAAGCUCAUCUCAAAGAUCACCGGACUCGUAGACCCACUGGUCAUGCGGCCAAGGAACACAUGAACCUCAUUCAAAAGCGAUUCGAUAACACCCGCUUCACUUACUUCUAUCCGGGGCAAAAUGCCUGUGGGGGCUUUGAUAACAACGAGAGCAUGAUCGUUGCUCUAAAUGAAGAACAAUGGGAUGGUGGUUCUCAUUGCCACGCCAGCAUAAUUGUGGAGUUCCAGGGUAAAGCUGUUCCUGCCACGAUUACGGACAUGACCCUCGCCGGAAGCCUCGAUGCCGCGGGCAGCGGCGCAGCCGCUGCAUCCCCCACCAAACCGAAGAACACGUCGCCCAGCGCAUCAGCAUCGUCGGCACCUCCGAAGGUGCAGCAGCAGACAUUGCAUAUCACCCCUCACCCCUCCCCUACGUCCACUUUAACCUCUCCUUCUCUCGACAUCUCGCCCUCGUCUUCGCACUCGCAUCCGGCCCAGGCAACGUCCAACAAUGGGGUUUCCAUCCGGAGCGGAGUGUCUCACGGCUCCGCCGGGACGUCUGUGAGCCCCUCCACAGCCCGCGGUACGCUCGCGCCCACGACCACGGCGACGACGACAACGACAACGACGACGGCGACGCCCUUCGCCACAGGCAACAUCGAGAAUUUCAACCUCGCUUUGCUCCAGCUCGUGGGGCUGGCAGACGCUAUCUUUGCCGCAGACAAGUCCGAACUUUGA
Messenger RNA from Trametes versicolor FP-101664 SS1, 750 nucleotides. RefSeq lists its product as uncharacterized. Lineage: Eukaryota; Fungi; Basidiomycota; Agaricomycetes; Polyporales; Polyporaceae. The transcript is spliced from 5 exons. The record is from RefSeq and is a predicted model, not a curated record. Bases 1 to 750 code for a protein of 249 amino acids.